Molecule: messenger RNA, 1525 nt
Organism: Salvelinus namaycush (lake trout)
Lineage: Eukaryota; Metazoa; Chordata; Actinopteri; Salmoniformes; Salmonidae
Gene: stx12
Product: syntaxin 12
Exons: 10
Coding region: 626-1432 (268 amino acids)
Biological process (GO): vesicle-mediated transport; intracellular protein transport; vesicle fusion
Cellular component (GO): synaptic vesicle; synaptic vesicle membrane; postsynaptic recycling endosome
Molecular function (GO): SNAP receptor activity; SNARE binding
Source: RefSeq, a predicted model, not a curated record
GCGGAUAGCAAUGGCAUGAAUAGAGUGGACAUGAUUCCUUAUUCUACAUGUCAGAGGCAUGGUUGUUUUAUUUUUCUGCGUGUUCUCAACCGUUGUGUACUGCUAAAUUUGCCCCAGUCUCUGUUGAGCAAAGUGAGAGCGCUGGUUUCAUCAGCAGAAACCCGCGAGUCACAAGGUUUCCCAGUGACUGAAAGGGAGGGACGGGCUGCCCAUUGAAUGAAUCCAACGCUGGACAGGAUAUGAGAUAUUUUUUUGCAUGACUAAGCCUACUCUGAGUUUGUUUAGUUUCUGAAUGCCAUUUUGUAGGGAAUCGUCGUCUUCUGCUCCCGAGCGAAAGUUGUAAAACGCGUCAACAUUUUUUACUAUAUGUAUGUUAAUAAUGUUUAAAAAAUAAUUACUCUUGAAUUUUUUUAUUACUUUUGGCGCCACCCAAAGUUUUUUUUAAUGUAUGCAAUGACGUCAUUUGACAGUUUUGGGAGGCUAGCUUCUUGACGGAGGAACAAAGUGAAGCACAGCGGAUGGUUUAUGUGCAACAGCCUACUAAACAAAGUUUUCCCAAUACACCUGCCACGCAACCCCCAACAGUCUUCACCGUGAGACCUAAGAGCACGCCACACUGGCAGCAAUGUCUUACAGUAAAGCAGACGGCUAUCGCACCCAGCCACGGGACUCCAAUACCCUCAUCCAGACAUGCAGCUCCAACAUCCAGAAGAUCACACAGAACACUGCUCAGAUAAAGAGCAUGGUGAAUCAGCUGGGGACGAGGCAAGACACAAGCGAACUGCAGGACCGUCUGCAGCACAUACAGCACUUUACCAACCAGCUGGCCAAGGAGACCAACAAGCACCUGAAAGACCUGGGCUCCGUCUCACUAUCUUCAGCACCUUCAGAGCAGAGGCAACAGAAGAUCCAGAAGGACCGGCUGAUGAAUGAUUUCUCCGCUGCCCUCAACAACUUCCAGGCCAUACAGCGCCAGGCAGCACAGAAGGAGAAGGAGUCUGUGGCCAGAGCCCGAGCUGGUUCCCGUCUCUCUGCUGAAGAUGGUGCCUCUGAGGAACAGCUUGUGUCUUUUGAUAACCAAGAAGAUUGGGGUCAGACAACCACACAGACGACAGAUGAGGCCAUAACAGAAGAGGACUUGGAGCUUAUCAAGGAGAGAGAGACCAACAUCAGACAGCUGGAGUCGGACAUCUUGGAUGUGAACCAGAUCUUCAAGGAUCUAGCAGUGAUGAUCCAUGAUCAGGGAGAGAUGAUUGACAGCAUAGAGGCCAACGUAGAGAGUGCUGAGGUCCACGUAGACCGAGGGACAGAACAGCUCCAGAGAGCCUCCUACUACCAGCAAAAGUCCCGUAAGAAGAUGUGCAUUCUGGCUAUGGUCAUGUCCAUAGUACUGACCAUACUAGGCAUCAUCAUCUGGCAAGCCACCAAAUGAGAAGAGAGACAACCCUCCUCUUUUUCACAUCUUUAUUUAUUUAAUUCCCCCCUCCAACCUGAAACAUCAGCCCGGGAUGGAUCCCCUCCAACC